Acanthopagrus latus (yellowfin seabream) is the source of this 1679-nucleotide messenger RNA. RefSeq names its product proteasome 20S subunit alpha 2 (gene psma2). The transcript has 8 exons. Gene Ontology annotation, biological process: ubiquitin-dependent protein catabolic process. Gene Ontology annotation, cellular component: proteasome core complex; proteasome core complex, alpha-subunit complex. The record is from RefSeq and is a predicted model, not a curated record. NCBI's taxonomy places the organism in Eukaryota, Metazoa, Chordata, Actinopteri, Spariformes, Sparidae. The coding region runs from base 83 to 787 and encodes 234 amino acids.
CUCAGCUCGAUAGGUGGCAGUGUACACUCUAAAGUUGAUUUACGAGUCCGCAGCUCUCACAGAGUAGAAGAAGAAAAACAAGAUGGCGGAACGAGGCUACAGUUUCUCCCUCACCACAUUUAGCCCCUCGGGUAAACUGGUCCAGAUAGAGUAUGCCCUGGCAGCUGUAGCAGCCGGAGCUCCCUCAGUUGGCAUCAAAGCUUCCAAUGGAGUCGUUCUGGCCACAGAGAAGAAACAAAAGUCAAUUCUGUAUGAUGAGCAGAGUGUCCACAAAGUGGAGCCCAUCACUAAACACAUUGGCAUGGUCUACAGCGGCAUGGGGCCCGACUACAGGGUUUUGGUGCGGCGAGCCCGGAAAUUGGCACAACAGUACUUCCUGGUUUACCAGGAGCCAAUCCCCACAGGCCAGCUUGUCCAGAGAGUGGCCUCUGUAAUGCAAGAGUACACACAGUCUGGUGGAGUGCGUCCAUUUGGCGUUUCAUUGCUGAUAGCUGGAUGGGAUGAAGACCACCCCUACCUGUUCCAGUCAGACCCCUCUGGUGCAUAUUUUGCAUGGAAAGCCACAGCCAUGGGAAAGAACUAUGUUAACGGAAAAACAUUCCUUGAAAAAAGGUAUAACAAUGAUCUGGAACUGGAAGAUGCCAUCCACACAGCCAUCUUGACGUUGAAGGAGAGCUUUGAGGGUCAGAUGACAGAGGAGAACAUUGAAGUGGGAAUCUGCAACGAGGCUGGCUUCAAAAGGCUCACCCCAGCGGAGGUGAAAGACUACCUGGCAGCCAUUGCGUGAUCACACCCUUCCUGAUGACGGGGCUUUCAGGCCACAUUUCAAGACAAAGGCAUCAGCACAGUAGCCAACAGUCUCAUGACACAGUUUAGUAACCUCAGUAAUUCAGCCAGAGUUUGGGCACAUUGUGUUUCAGUCAAACUUUUUCUCCCCUGACCAUAAAAGGAUGCUCACCGUAACUUUAUAACUUUAAGAUUAUUGACGUGAUCUGACAGACUUGGGACAAUCCUAUUCACUCACAGUGACAGCGUUUUAGUGUGUGUGCAGCUCAUGUGACUGCCCCUCACAACUGCAAAGACCAAACUUCACUCAUGUCAUAACAUAAGAUACUGGCUUUGUUUUCAAAGGCGUAUCCCGGUACUGUGAAAUGUGGCAGUUGCCUACUGUGCAUAUGAAAAGGAAUGUGGGCUCUGAUCAGGGAAAUCUCAAAUCUUUCAUUGACUCCUUCAUUUAGCCUUUAUUUGUCAUCACUGUUGCAAAGGGCGGCAACGCUUUCAGUUCACAGAUCAAGCAUGGUUGUUUAUGCAUUUUUUUCAAAAUUCAAUUGGUUGUCACUAUUGUGAGAAAUUGUCUUUGGGUGUAAAACAGCCAAAAUAAAUAAAUUCUGACAAAAUCAUUGGAGACCAGACAGAGUUUUGGUCACUCCCAAAAACACAACUCCUGACUGCACUUCAUUCUUGUCCUUCAGACACACCAGAAAAGAAGAUCAGCAAAUAGGGAGCAAGCAUGGAGGAUGCAAUAAUAAGUUUUGAGAUUUUACUGUCAGGAUCUGGUUGCCUGUACAGCAGUUUUACACAAUGUACUUUUCUUUUUUUCAAGCUAGAAACAAUUCUAGAGUUUGUAUUUUCUCUUCUGGUAUCUGUCGCUUAUUCAAAAUAAAAGGUGAUGAGUUGAA